Molecule: messenger RNA, 681 nt
Organism: Hibiscus syriacus
Lineage: Eukaryota; Viridiplantae; Streptophyta; Magnoliopsida; Malvales; Malvaceae
Product: protein HEADING DATE 3A-like
Exons: 7
Coding region: 35-580 (181 amino acids)
Source: RefSeq, a predicted model, not a curated record
GAGUGCUUUUCCUUCAUUAGCAUAUUGCAAUAGCAUGCCUAGAGAUAGAGAUCCACUGGUAGUUGGUAGGGUUAUAGGAGAUGUUUUGGACUCUUUUACAAAGUCUAUUGCUCUCAGGGUGUCCUACGGUGCUAGGGAGGUUAACAAUGGCAUUGAGCUCAAACCUUCUCAAGUUGUGAACCAGCCUAGGGUUGAUAUCGGCGGGGAUGACCUCAGGACUUUCUACACUUUGGUUAUGGUGGAUCCUGAUGCCCCCAGCCCAAGUGACCCCAACCUCAGGGAAUACUUGCACUGGUUGGUAACUGAUAUUCCAGCCACAACUGGUGCAAGCUUUGGGCAAGAAGUAGUGUGCUACGAGAGCCCGCGGCCUACGGUUGGGAUCCACCGCUUCGUGUUUGUGUUGUUCCGGCAGCUGGGAAGGCAAACGGUGUACGCACCGGUGUGGCGCCAGAAUUUCAAGACCAGAGACUUUGCUGAGCUCUACAAUCUCGGCCUGCCGGUGGCUGCCGUUUAUUUCAACUGCCAGAGGAGAGUGGCUCCGGUGGCCGUCGGUUACAAUAGUAUUACUUACUUCCUGUAAAAACAAACACUUUAAUAUGAUACGCAGAGCUACAAAACCUACUAGUGCCGUAUAUUUUCAUCAAUUCUCUCACAAUAUGGCAUGUAAUUCUGAAGGAGCAA